This is a messenger RNA of Bufo gargarizans (Asiatic toad), 1753 nucleotides long. RefSeq lists its product as uncharacterized. The coding region runs from base 909 to 1709 and encodes 266 amino acids. The record is from RefSeq and is a predicted model, not a curated record. The transcript has 2 exons. NCBI's taxonomy places the organism in Eukaryota, Metazoa, Chordata, Amphibia, Anura, Bufonidae.
CUCAGCCCCAUAAUGCAGGCAGGGCAGGGUCAGAGCCCAGGCCGGUGCAAGGCUACUGAGAUGGUUGUAAAAGAAUCUGAUGUGAUUUCUAAUCCUACUUUGCCUUGCAGUGUUCCUGACCCUAAAAUUGAGGCCAAGGAGGAGAUGUCUAACAUGUUGUCUAUGUUACAGUCUAAUCACGAUGAUUCCUGCACUAAUGUGUCUUCUCCAGUGAGUGAUCCUAUCAUCUCAGCGUCCACCUGCGAGCUGCCGUCUGUAAGCUGUGAUGUGAUCCAGUGUUCUCCGAAGGUGGGGGCUGCUGCUGCUGCCACCGCGAGCAGCAGGAAUUCCAAGAAUUCAUCAGAGGUCGCGACGCUGCAGAAAGGUCAAAUCCUUAACAAAUGUCAAAUAAGUGAUCACCCUAAUUUUUUAUGUGAUUUGUUUCAGAUAGAAGGCCGAUAUUUUCUUGAUUCCUAUCUCCAAGAUGAACUUAUCGGACCAAUCAGGGGUUUACUUGACACAGGAUCACAAGCCACUAUAUUGUCAUAUAGUUAUUUGCCCAGAAGAAUCUGGAGAAAGCAGCCGUGAGUGCCAAAACCUACUAUGAUCUGAAGACUACUCAAAAGGAGUACCAAAUUUCUGAUCAGGUUUAUCUCUAUAACUUCGCCCGGGAUCAGGUGAAGGAAAGGAAGUUCCUGCCUUCCUGGAAGGGACCCUAUGUCGUCACUGACAAAUUGUCACCUGUGGUCUACAAGAUCAAAAUUCCUAAGGGGGAUGAAUUUAUAGAGAAAUGGGUGCACAUUAAUCAAUUACGUGUUUGUCAUCCUAGGUCACAACUUCGCCAAAUGGAAGGAUUGCCGGAUGAUGAAGAGUAAAGAGAUAACAAGGUUCCAGCUAAAGACGGAAACCCAGGAUUGGUAUAGUGCAAAAUGGCACAGAGGGUUGUUGCCGUUAUCUACAUCGUCCUGAUCUUGGGGAAGGAGUUCCAGGCCGAGCCGAUUGCUGUACCAGGCCCUUCAUCUGGGAUCAUGCUACAGGAUACCACGGGAUUCAUCUUGACGAAUAAGAGGAUUCUAUCCCAAAAGAUCUACGUCAGUUUGGACCCACGUGUCUUCGUCGAGAGACAGUUCAACAUUUCUGAGAUUUCGUCUCCGGAGAUAAAGAUUUGGUAUCAAAUGCACAUCGGCUAUUCCCAAGAAAGAGUUACACAGAUCCUGGAACAGACAAGGAAAACCAUGACCAGAGAACAGUUUUCAACAAGUCGACGACCAAAGCGGUUCAUUUCUGCAAUUACAGCCGCCAUAAUCUUUGCCGUAGUGGGCACUGUCAUUGCCACCGGUGUAUCAGCUGUUAAUUCCAUCUCUAUUAAGACAUUGGAACUUGAGAUCGGUUCACUGAAAAGGAACCUAAUGAGUAUUCAUGCAGAGAUGGAGAACCAGAAAAAACAUUUAUCGGACUUAUAUUCCGUUGUAGAGGAUACUGUCGUCACCACCGACUUUCACUCAAAGUUAUUGACUCAUUCAAUGAAUCUUCAUGAGAGUCACGAACAGUUUAAACAAGAACUAAUGUCUCUAAAGACUCUGAAUGAAGACCCCAUUGUGACAUUCCAAUGUAACCCAACAUCUCUAUUGGAUUACAUUGUAAUGAAGGGGGAUUUUGUUGUGCUUUUUCAUAAGUUUAAACAGUUAUAUUUACUUAUUUUAGUUAUAAUGGGUAUUCAUUGCCUUUAAGAGCAAUGUUGAUUUAUAUUCACUGUUUUGUAUGAAGUUUCAUG